GGGAGUGCCCGGAUGCAGCGGGAGGAGGCGCUGCCGCCAUAUUUGCCCGGAGAGCAGCGAGCUGGUAGCUGCAGAGCCCCCCGGACCCAUCGGCUGCCAUCCGCCCCGCGCAGUCCCCGCCGCCGCCCCGCCCGUAGGACAUGGACGAUCGGGAGGACCUCGUCUAUCAGGCCAAGUUGGCUGAGCAGGCUGAGCGCUACGAUGAAAUGGUUGAAUCAAUGAAGAAGGUGGCUGGAAUGGACGUGGAGUUGACAGUGGAAGAAAGAAACCUGCUUUCUGUUGCAUAUAAAAAUGUGAUUGGAGCCAGGAGAGCUUCCUGGAGAAUAAUCAGCAGCAUUGAACAGAAAGAAGAAAACAAAGGUGGAGAAGACAAAUUAAAAAUGAUUCGGGAAUAUCGGCAAAUGGUUGAGACUGAACUGAAGUUAAUCUGUUGUGACAUUCUGGAUGUACUGGACAAACACCUCAUUCCAGCAGCUAACACUGGCGAGUCCAAGGUUUUCUAUUACAAAAUGAAGGGGGACUACCAUAGGUAUCUGGCUGAGUUUGCCACAGGAAAUGACAGGAAGGAGGCUGCAGAGAACAGCUUGGUGGCUUACAAAGCUGCUAGUGAUAUUGCAAUGACAGAACUCCCACCAACACAUCCCAUCCGCUUAGGACUUGCGCUCAACUUCUCUGUAUUCUACUAUGAAAUUCUUAAUUCUCCUGAUCGUGCCUGCAGGUUGGCAAAAGCAGCUUUCGAUGAUGCUAUUGCAGAACUGGAUACACUGAGUGAAGAAAGCUAUAAGGACUCUACACUUAUCAUGCAGUUGUUACGUGAUAACCUGACACUAUGGACUUCAGACAUGCAGGGUGAUGAUUCCUAAAGGAAAGUCCAACUGUUCAUUUCCUAAAAACUCUACUUUGUGAAGAACAGAAUAAAGAAGCGUUGCAGGAUGUGGAAGAUGAAAACCAGUGAGACACAAAGGCCAACAAGAGAACCCAUCUCUGACCACCCUCCCCCUUCCCCACAAAAACCCUCAGUGUCACUCUGAGAACCACCAAAUCUGACUUUUACAUUGGGUCUCAGAAUUUAGGUUCCUGCCCUGUUGGGUUUCUUUAUUUUUAUUUUUUUUACACAGUUUAAAAGUUCUUAAAGGCAAGAGUGAAUUUCUGUGGAUUUUACUGGUGCCAGCUUUUAGGUUCUUUAAGACACUAACAGGACUGCGUAAAGGCUCUUUCAGCAUUACUGUAUUGUCUCUGCCAGCUGUGGUGACAUUGCCAUCAGACCUGGAUGUGACACCUGAAGGCCGUGUAGGGAGAGAUUGGUCCUGGCCAGGUAGUGCUCAUGUGGUGGCAUCUUUUCUUUUUUUUAUAACUGUUUAAACUGAAUUUUAUACCAAUGUUUCAACUUAAUUGGGUGUUUAGCUUGAAGUUGCGAGGUUGCAUUUGGGACAUUUAUUGUAGUGGUUUUACUGUAUAAAAACAAAAAGUUUCCAAACUGCUGAAAUGUUGCUGAAAAUCAUGGUGCUGGUAACAGUUCAACAAUCCGUGGCUGCUCAUUCUUGCCUGUUCUUUACUUUCCCUCCAAGCAGGUUAGCAUUGAAGGUGGCAUUGAUAAGCCUGCAUGCGUGUUCAAUAUUUUUUCUUUUCUCCCUCCCCUCUCCCCAUCUCCCUUCGCUCGCUCAACCUCUUUUGUUCAGUAUGUGUAACUUGAAGCUAAUUUGUACUACUGGAUAUCUGACUGGAGCCACAGAUACAGAAUCUGUAUUGUUCUUACUGAAACACAGCAUGGAAUUAACAUUAAACUUAAAUAAAAGAAACCUAAAUUAAAAAUGCCAA
Motacilla alba alba is the source of this 1818-nucleotide messenger RNA. It is a transcript of the gene YWHAE, whose product is annotated as tyrosine 3-monooxygenase/tryptophan 5-monooxygenase activation protein epsilon. The coding region runs from base 141 to 863 and encodes 240 amino acids. Lineage: Eukaryota; Metazoa; Chordata; Aves; Passeriformes; Motacillidae. Gene Ontology annotation, biological process: signal transduction. Gene Ontology annotation, cellular component: cytoplasm. The transcript has 7 exons. The record is from RefSeq and is a predicted model, not a curated record.